Paramormyrops kingsleyae is the source of this 1030-nucleotide messenger RNA. Lineage: Eukaryota; Metazoa; Chordata; Actinopteri; Osteoglossiformes; Mormyridae. The record is from RefSeq and is a predicted model, not a curated record.
CGCUCCGACAAAAGCACAUCCCGCUGCAAAAUCCUUCGGUGCCUUGGGAAUCCUCAGUUUACGCAACAUGCAGAAAGUUCUGCUUUUUACACUCAUUUUGUUUGGCAUUGACUCCAUAUUUGCAGCCACACACUCCCUGCAGUAUGUCUACAGCGGUUCGUCAGGGAUUCCGAACCUCCCAGAGUUUAUGACCGUAGGGCUGGUGGACGGGGAGCCCUUCACUUACUAUGACAGUAACAUACGCAGAGAGGUUCCUCGUCAGGAAUGGAUGGCAAAGGCUGUGUAUGCAGCUUACUGGGACCAGCAGACACAGAUCUCCAUGAAUACAGAGCCGGUGUUCAAAAACAACAUAGAAAUUGCAAAGAUGCGUUUCAACCAAACCGGAGGUAUCCACACAGUUCAGUGGAUGUACGGCUGUGAGUGGGAUGAUGAAAUUGGGGUCACAGGUGCUGUUCAUCAAUAUGGCUAUGAUGGGAGUGACUUCAUUGCAUUGGACUUCAGAACCAUGACUUACGUGGCUCCAGUGAUGCAGGCGAUUCCCACUAAACAGAAGUGGGACAGUAACAGAGCUGAGUUAGAAAACAUAAAAAGCUACUUUACCCAGGAGUGCAUUGACUGGCUGAAGAAGUAUGUGAGCUACGGGAAGUGCACACUGGAGAGGACAGUCCGCCCUGAGGUGUCUCUGCUGCAGAAGGACCCCUCCUCUCCUGUCACCUGCCACGCAACCGGCUUCUUCCCCAAAGGGAUCGUGGUGACCUGGUCUGGGAUCCCAGGCAGCCGCCACUCCUCUGAGCUGCUUCACCACGUCAGUCUGCUGACGCAGUGGAUCGAGCUGCAGCCCCUCCUGCACAGGGCCUCCGGGGGAGGUUCAUACAUCAGGAACCUCAGGAGGUCAUCAGCAGCUACCAUGUUCUCCAGCCUCUUAGGCCACACCCCCUGUCACAUGACACCUCAUGGAGACGCCCCCUGGGGGUCGCCAUCCGAAGGCCGUACAGGAUCCUGGAGCCCUGUCACCCUCAUCACUGCGUAG